AUGGUGGCUGGCAUGCUCAUGCCGCUGGACCAGCUGCGGGUCAUCUAUGAGGCUCUCUUCCGCGAGGGCGUGAUGGUGGCCAAGAAGGACCGGCGACCCCGCAGCCUGCAUCCCCACGUGCCUGGCGUCACCAAUCUGCAGGUUAUGCGCGCCAUGGCCUCCCUGCGGUCGCGGGGUCUGGUGCGGGAGACCUUCGCCUGGCGUCACUGCUAUUGGUACCUCACCAACGAGGGGAUUGCCCACCUGCGCCAGUACCUGUGCCUGCCGCCAGAGAUCGUGCCAGCGUCCCUGCAGCGCGUGCGGCGGCCGGUCGCCAUGGCAACGUCCCCGCGCCGCAACCCCCACGUGCAGGCUGUGCAGGGCCCCCUGAGCUGCCCACCCAAGCGGGGGCUGCUUCCCGCACAGGACCUCGCCAGAGAGGAGCGCCGGGCCUACCGCCGGAAGGAGCCUGAGGAGGGGGUGCCUGAGCCCCUCGUAGUGCCUGUCACUGCCCCUGGGACGCUGGCACCGCCCGGCCCAGAGCCUGUCCCAGCCACAGAUGAGCGAGACCGUGUGCAGAAGAAAACCUUCACCAAGUGGGUCAACAAGCACCUUAUCAAGGCCCAGAGGCACAUCAGUGACCUGUAUGAAGACCUUCGGGAUGGCCACAACCUCAUCUCCUUGCUGGAGGUCCUCUCAGGGGACAGCCUGCCCCGUGAGAAGGGCCGGAUGCGUUUCCACAAGCUGCAGAAUGUGCAGAUUGCCCUGGACUACCUGCGCCACCGCCAGGUGAAGCUGGUGAACAUCAGGAAUGAUGACAUUGCUGACGGCAACCCCAAACUGACACUAGGCCUUAUCUGGACUAUUAUUCUGCACUUCCAGAUCUCGGACAUCCAGGUGAGCGGGCAGUCAGAGGACAUGACCGCCAAGGAGAAGCUGCUGCUGUGGUCGCAGCGCAUGGUGGAGGGCUACCAGGGCCUGCGCUGUGACAACUUCACCACCAGCUGGCGAGAUGGACGCCUCUUCAACGCCAUCAUCCACCGGCACAAGCCCAUGCUCGUGGAUAUGAACAAGGUGUACCGUCAGACCAGCCUGGAGAACCUGGAUCAGGCCUUCUCCAUAGCAGAACGGGACUUGGGGGUGACUCGGUUGCUGGACCCCGAAGAUGUGGACGUCCCCCAUCCUGAUGAAAAGUCUAUCAUCACAUACGUCUCAUCCCUGUAUGAUGCCAUGCCCCGAGUGCCCGACGUGCAGGAUGGGGUGAAGGCCAACGAGCUGCAGCUGCGUUGGCAGGAGUACCGGGAGCUGGUAGUGGUGCUGUUGCAGUGGAUCCGACACCACACGAUUGCCUUCGAGGAGCGCAAGUUUCCCACCAGCUACGAGGAGAUCGAGAUCCUGUGGUGCCAGUUUCUCAAAUUCAAGGAGACGGAGCUACCGGCCAAGGAGGCUGACAAGAACCGAUCCAAAAGCAUUUAUCAGUCCCUGGAGGGCGCGGUGCAGGCAGGCCAGCUCAAGAUGCCACCAGGCUACCACCCGCUGGAUGUGGAGAAGGAGUGGGGCAAGUUGCACGUGGCCAUCCUGGAACGGGAGAAGCAGCUGCGCAGCGAGUUUGAGAGGCUGGAGUGCUUACAGCGCAUCGUCAGCAAACUGCAGAUGGAGGCGGGGCUGUGUGAGGAGCAGCUGAACCAGGCCGACGCCCUGCUGCAGGCGGACAUCCGGCUGCUGGUGUCGGGCAAGCCGCCGCAGCGGGUAGGCGAGGUGGAGAGGGACCUGGACAAGGCGGAUGGUAUGAUCCGGCUGCUGUUCAAUGAUGUGCAGACCCUCAAGGAUGGGCGACACCCGCAGGGCGAGCAGAUGUACCGCAGGGUGUACCGCCUGCACGAGCGUCUGGUGGCCAUCCGCACGGAGUACAACCUCAGGCUGAAGGCCGGCGCCCCGCUGACCCAGACCAUGCCCAGAUCCCGGGACACGGAGCUUGAGAGCCCCCCCCUGCGCUACCUGCAGGAUCUCCUGGCCUGGGUGGAAGAGAACCAGCGUCGAGUGGACAGUGCCGAGUGGGGUGUGGACCUGCCCAGUGUGGAGGCACAGCUGGGCAGUCACCGUGGCCUGCACCAGUCUGUGGAGGAGUUCCGUGCCAAAGUCGAACGAGCUCGUGCCGAUGAGGGGCAGCUCUCUGUAGCCUCCCGGGGCGCCUACAGUGACUGCUUGGGCCGGCUGGACCUGCAGUACGCCAAGCUGCUGAACUCCUCCAAGGCGCGGCUGCGGGCCCUGGAGAGCCUGCAUGGCUUUGUGGCCGCUGCCACCAAGGAGCUGAUGCGGCUGAGCGAGAAGGAGGAGGAGGAGGUGGGCUUUGACUGGAGCGAGCGCAACGCCAACAUGGCCGCCAAAAAGGAAAGCUACUCGGCCUUGAUGCGUGAGCUGGAGCUGAAAGAAAAGAAAAUCAAGGAAACACAGAACACGGGAGACAGACUCUUGCGGGAAGACCACCCUGCACGGGCGACUGUGGAGUCCUUCCAGGCGGCGCUGCAGACUCAGUGGAGCUGGAUGUUGCAGCUGUGUUGCUGCGUUGAGGCGCACUUGAAGGAGAACACAGCUUACUUCCAGUUCUUCUCAGAUGUUCGAGCAGCUGAAGAACAGCUGCAGAAACUGCAGGAGACGCUGCGCAGGAAGUACACCUGUGACCGCUCUGUGACGGUGACCCGCCUAGAGGACCUGCUGCAGGACGCGCAGGACGAGAAGGAGCAGCUACAUGAGUACAAAGCUCACCUCUCUGGCCUGGCCAAGAGGGCCAAGGCCAUUGUGCAGCUGAAGCCCCGCAGUGCCACCCAGCCAGUGCGGGGCCGUCUGCCACUGCUGGCCGUGUGUGACUACAAACAGGUGGAGCUGACUGUGCACAAGGGGGAUGAGUGCCAGCUGCUGGGCCCUGCACAGCCAGCGCACUGGGAAGUCCUCAGCAGCACGGGAAGCAAAGCUGCAGUGCCCUCCGUCUGCUUCCUGGUGCCGCCACCCAACCAGGAAGCCCAGGAGGCCGUUGCCAGGCUGGAAGCGCAGCACCAGGAUCUGGUUGCACGGUGGCACCAGCUGCAUGUGGAUCUGAAGAGCCUGUUGGCGUGGCAGAGCCUCAGCCGAGACGUGCAGCUCAUCCGGUCCUGGUCACUGGUCACAUUCCGCACCCUGAAGCCGGAUGAGCAGCGCCAAGCCCUGCGCAGCCUUGAAUUGCACUACCAGGCCUUCCUGAGGGACAGCCAGGAUGCCGGCGGCUUUGGGCCUGAGGACAGGCUGCAGGCUGAGCGAGAGUAUGGCUCCUGCAGCCGCCACUACCAGCAGCUGCUGCAGAGCCUGGAGCAGGGUGAACAAGAAGAGUCACGAUGCCAGCGUUGCAUCUCUGAGCUCAAGGACAUCCGGCUGCAGCUGGAGGCCUGCGAGACGCGCACUGUGCACCGCCUGCGGCUGCCGCUGGACAAGGAGCCAGCCCGCGAGUGUGCCCAGCGCAUGGCCGAGCAGCAGAAAGCACAGGCUGAGGUGGAAGGACUUGGCAAAGGGGUUGCCCGGCUCUCUGCUGAGGCUGAGAAGGUGCUGGCCUUGACUGAGCCCUCGCCAGCUGCCCCUACCCUGCGUUCGGAGUUGGAGCUGACACUGGGCAAAUUGGAGCAGGUCCGAAGUCUGUCUGCCAUCUACCUGGAGAAGCUUAAGACCAUCAGCCUGGUGAUCCGCAGUACUCAGGGCGCCGAGGAGGUGCUGCGGGCCCAAGAGGAGCAGCUGAAGGAAGCCCAGGCUGUCCCUGCUACUCUCCCAGAGCUUGAGGCCACCAAGGCCUCUUUGAAGGAGCUGCGGACCCGCGCCGAGGCUCAGCAGCCGGUGUUUGACUCUCUGCGUGAGGAGCUGCGCGCAGCCCAGGAGGUGGGCGAGCGGCUCCAGCAGCGGCACGGCGAGCGCGACGUGGAGGUGGAGCGUUGGCGUGAGCGCUCGGCACAGCUGCUGGAGCGCUGGCAGGCGGUGCUGGCACAGGCCGACAUCCGGCAGCGCGAGCUGGAACAGCUGGGCCGGCAGCUGCGCUACUACCGCGAGAGCGCCGACCCGCUGGGCGCCUGGCUGCAGGACGCUAAGCGCAGGCAGGAGCAGAUCCAGGCCGUGCCGAUGGCCAACAGCCGGGAUGUGCGCGAGCAGCUGCGGCUGGAGAAGGCACUGCUGGAGGAGAUCGAGCGGCAUGGGGAGAAAGUGGAGGAAUGUCAGAAGUUCGCCAAGCAGUACAUCAAUGCCAUCAAGGAUUAUGAGCUCCAGCUGGUCACAUACAAGGCACAGCUGGAGCCAGUGGCCUCACCAGCCAAGAAACCCAAGGUCCAGUCCGGUUCAGAGAGUGUCAUCCAGGAGUACGUGGACCUGCGCACACGCUACAGCGAGCUGACUACACUCACAAGCCAGUACAUCAAGUUCAUCAGUGAGACUCUGCGUCGCAUGGAGGAAGAGGAGCGGCUGGCAGAGCAGCAGCGGGCAGAGGAGCGGGAGCGGCUGGCCGAGGUGGAGGCUGAGCUGGAGAAGCAGCGGCAGCUGGCGGAGGCCCACGCACAGGCCAAGGCUCAGGCGGAGCGGGAAGCGCAGGAACUGCAGCGCCGCAUGCAGGAAGAGGUGGCUCGGCGCGAGGAGGCCGCCGUGGACGCGCAGCGGCAGAAGCACAGUAUCCAGGAGGAACUGCAGCACGUGCGGGAGAGCGCAGAGGCCGAGAUUCAGGCCAAGGCCCACCAGGUGGAGGCUGCGGAGCGCAGCCGUCUGCGCAUCGAGGAAGAGAUCCGCGUGGUGCGCUUGCAGCUGGAGACCACCGAGCGCCAGCGUGGCGGGGCAGAGGGCGAGCUGCAGGCCCUGCGCGCUCGGGCAGAAGAGGCGGAGGCUCAGAAGCGCCAGGCGCAGGAGGAGGCUGAGCGCCUGAGACGGCAGGUGCAGGAGGAGAGCCAGCGAAAGCGGCAGGCGGAAGCCGAACUGGGUCUGCGCGUGAAGGCUGAAGCAGAGGCGUCUCGGGAGAAACAGCGGGCCCUCAAGGCGCUGGAGGAACUGAAGCUGCAGGCCGAGGAGGCGGAGCGGCGGCUGCGGCAGGCCGAGGCCGAGCGGGCACGCCAGGUGCAGGUGGCCCUGGAGUCUGCGCAGCGCAGUGCUGAGGUCGAGCUGCAGAGCAAGCGUGCUUCCUUUGCAGAGAAGACCGCUCAGCUGGAGCGCACACUACAGGAGGAGCAUGUGACAGUGACCCAGCUUCGAGAGGAGGCCGAGCGGCGGGCACAGCAACAGGCGGAGGCAGAGCGCGCCCGAGAGGAAGCCGAGCGAGAGCUGGAACGCUGGCAGCUCAAGGCCAACGAGGCGCUGCGGCUGCGGCUGCAGGCAGAGGAGGUGGCGCAGCAGAAGAGCCUGGCGCAGGCUGAAGCCGAGAAGCAGAAGGAGGAGGCAGAACGCGAGGCCCGGCGGCGUGGCAAAGCGGAGGAGCAGGCCGUGCGGCAGCGGGCACUGGCGGAACAGGAGCUAGAGCGGCAGCGGCAGCUGGCAGAGGGCACCGCACAGCAGCGCCUGGUGGCUGAGCAGGAGCUGAUUCGGCUGCGGGCUGAGACCGAGCAGGGUGAGCAGCAACGCCAGGUGCUGGAGGAGGAACUGGCCAGGCUGCAUCGCGAGGUCACUGCAGCCUCACAGAAACACCAGGAACUGGAGGCCGAGUUGGCGAAGGUGCGAGCUGAGAUGGAAGUGCUGCUGUCCAGCAAGGCGCGGGCCGAGGAGGAGUCGCGCUCCACCAGCGAGAAGUCCAAGCAGAGGCUGGAGGCUGAGGCCAGCCGCUUCCGCGAGCUGGCAGAGGAGGCCGCCCGCCUGCGGGCCCUGGCAGAGGAGGCCAAACGGCAGCGGCAGUUGGCCGAGGAGGACGCGGCUCAGCAGAGGGCGGAGGCUGAGCGCGUGCUGGCAGAGAAGCUGGCCGCCAUUGGCGAGGCCACACGUCUUAAGACAGAGGCAGAGAUUGCACUCAAGGAGAAGGAGGCGGAGAACGAACGGCUGCGGCGCCUGGCGGAGGACGAGGCCUUCCAGCGGCGGCGACUGGAGGAACAGGCUGCUCAGCACAAGGCUGACAUCGAGGAGCGGCUGGCUCAGUUGCGCAAGGCCUCGGAGAGUGAGUUGGAGCGGCAGAAGGGGCUGGUGGAGGACACGCUGCGGCAGCGGCGCCAGGUGGAGGAGGAGAUCCAGGCGCUGAAGAUGAGCUUUGAGAAGGCGGCUGCCGGCAAGGCGGAGCUGGAGCUGGAGCUGGGCCGCAUCCGCGCCAGCGCCGAGGACACGCUGCGCAGCAAGGAGCAGAUGGAGCUGGAGGCCACGAGGCAGCGGCAGCUCGCCGCGGAGGAGGAGCAGCGGCGCCGCGAGGCCGAGGAGCGCGUGCAGAAGAGCCUGGUGGCGGAGGAGGAGGCGGCGCGGCAGCGCAAGGCGGCGCUCGAGGAGGUGGAGCGGCUCAAGGCCAAGGUGGAGGAGGCCCGGCGCCUGCGCGAGCGCGCAGAGCAGGAGUCGGCAAGGCAGCUGCAGCUGGCGCAGGAGGCGGCGCAGAAGCGGCUGCAGGCGGAGGAGAAGGCUCACGCGUUCGCGGUGGAGCAGAAGGAGCAGGAGCUGCAGCAGACACUGCAGCAGGAGCAGAGCAUCAUGGAGCGCUUGCGUGGCGAGGCCGAUGCGGCCCGGCGCGCGGCAGAGGAGGCAGAGGAGGCGCGGGAGCGCGCAGAGCGGGAGGUGACACAGUCGCGUCGGCAGGUGGAGGAGGCGGAGCGGCUGAAGCAGGCGGCCGAGGAGCAGGCUCAGGCCCGGGCUCAGGCUCAGGCAGCCGCGGAGAAGCUGCGCAAGGAAGCAGAGCAGGAGGCGGCCAAGAGGGCGCAGGCGGAGCAGGCAGCCCUGCGGCAGAAGCAGGCGGCUGACGCCGAGAUGGAGAAACACAAGAAGUUCGCCGAGCAGACGCUGCGUCAGAAGGCGCAGGUGGAGCAGGAGCUGACGACGCUGCGCCUCCAGCUGGAGGAGACCGACCACCAGAAGGGCAUCCUGGAUGAGGAGCUGCAGCGGCUGAAGGCAGAGGUGACUGAGGCCGCCCGGCAGCGCAGCCAGGUAGAGGAGGAACUCUUCUCCCUGCGCGUGCAGAUGGAGGAGCUGAGCAAGCUCAAGGCGCGCAUUGAAGCCGAGAACCGCACGCUCAUCUUGCGGGACAAGGACAACACACAGCGCUUCCUGGAGGAGGAGGCCGAGAAGAUGAAGCAGGUGGCCGAGGAGGCAGCCCGGCUGAGCGUGGCGGCCCAGGAGGCAGCCCGGCUGCGGCAGCUGGCCGAGGAGGACCUGGCCCAGCAGCGGGCCCUGGCGGAGAAGAUGCUCAAGGAGAAGAUGCAGGCGGUGCAGGAGGCCACGCGGCUCAAGGCUGAAGCCGAGCUCUUGCAGCAGCAAAAGGAGCUGGCACAGGAGAAGGCCCGCCAGCUGCAAGAAGACAAAGAACAGAUGGCUCAGCAGCUGGAGCAGGAGACACAGGGCUUUCAGCGGACGCUGGAGGCUGAGAGGCAGCGGCAGCUGGAGAUGAGCACCGAGGCGGAGCGGCUCAAGCUGCGUGUGGCCGAGAUGAGCCGGGCGCAGGCCCGUGCUGAGGACGAUGCCCAGCGCUUCCGGAAGCAGGCGGAAGAGAUUGGCGAGAAGCUGCACCGCACCGAGCUGGCCACGCAGGAGAAGGUGACGCUCGUGCAGACCCUGGAGAUCCAGCGGCAACAGAGUGACCAGGAUGCUGAGCGCCUGCGGGCAGCCAUUGCUGAGCUGGAGUGUGAGAAGGAGCGCUUGAAGCAGGAGGCCCAGCUGCUGCAGCUCAAGUCCGAGGAGAUGCAGACCGUGCAGCAGGAGCAGCUGCUUCAGGAGACGCAGGCCCUGCAGCAGAGCUUUGUGUCCGAGCGAGACAGCUUGCUGCAGCGUGAGCGCUUCGUGGAGGAGGAGAAGGCCAAGCUGGAGCGGCUUUUCCAGGACGAGGUGGCCAAGGCCCAGCAGCUACGGGCGGAGCAGCAGCGGCAGCAGCAGCAGAUGGAGCAGGAGAAGCAGCAGCUGGUGGCCAGCAUGGAGGAGGCCCGGCGGCGGCAGCGUGAGGCCGAGGAGGGUGUGCGGCGCAAGCAGGAGGAGCUGCAGCUUCUGGAGCAGCAGCGGCAGCAGCAGGAGCAGCUGCUGGCUGAGGAGAACCGGAAGCUCCGAGAACGGCUGGAGAGGCUGGAGGAAGAGCGUCGUGUAGCCCGUGUGGAGGAGGUCAGCGCUCUGCAGGCCACACCCACCAAGUCCCUGCCCAACGGCCGGGAUGCGCCGGACGGCCCAGCCGUGGAGGAGGAGCCGCGGCACGCCUUCGAGGGCCUGCGGCAGAAGGUGCCCGCGCAGCAGCUGCAGGAGGCCGGCAUCCUGAGCCAGGAGGAGCUGCAGCGGCUGGUGCAGGGCCGUGUCACGGUGGCCGAGCUGGCCCAGCGCGAGGACGUGCGCCACUACCUGCAGGGCACGGGGAGCGUUGCUGGGCUGCUCCUAAAGCCCUCUGAUGAGAAGCUUAGCAUCUACGCCGCCCUGCAGAGGAGGCUGUUGAGUCCCGGCACGGCCCUGGUGCUGCUGGAGGCACAGGCCGCUUCGGGCUUUCUGCUGGACCCCGUAUGCAACCGGCGGCUGACCGUCAACGAGGCUGUGAAAGAGGGCCUGGUGGGCCCCGAGCUGCACCACAAGCUGCUGUCUGCCGAGCGCGCCGUCACCGGCUAUAAGGACCCCUACACGGGCGAGCAGAUCUCCCUGUUCCAGGCCAUGCAGAAGGACCUCAUCGUCAGGGACCACGGCCUGCGCCUGCUGGAGGCCCAGAUCGCCACGGGCGGCAUCAUCGACCCCGUGCACAGCCACCGCGUGCCCGUGGAGACGGGCAUGCGUCUCCUGCCGCUCACCGAUAAGGCCGCCCAGGCCGGCAAACUGGUCUACUCGGAUUCUGAGGUGCGCGACGUGUUUGAGAAGGCCACAGUGUCUGCACCGUUUGGCACGUUCCAGGGCAGGACAGUGAGCAUUUGGGAGAUCAUCAACUCUGAAUACUUCAGUGCUGAGCAGCGGCGUGACCUGCUACGCCAGUUCCGUUCAGGCAAGGUCACGGUGGAGAAGGUCAUCAAAAUCAUCAUCACGGUGGUGGAAGAGCACGAGCAGAAGGCCCAGCUCCGCUUCCAGGGCCUGCGUGCCCUGGUGCCCGCCGCUCAGCUGCUGGAGAGCGGGGUCAUCAGCCAGGACGUGUUCGGCCAGCUGCAGCGUGGCGUGUGCUCAGUGCAGGACGUGGCAGAGGUGGACGCUGUGCGGCAGGCCUUGCGGGGCACGAACAUCAUCGCGGGUGUGUGGCUGGAGGAGACGGCGCAGAGGCUGAGCAUCUACGAGGCACUGCGGAGAGACUUGCUCAAGGCCGAUGUGGCUGUGGCCCUGCUAGAGGCCCAGGCAGGCACUGGGCACAUUCUUGACCCAAACACCAGUGCCAGGCUGACGGUGGACGAGGCGGUGCGGGCUGGCCUGGUGGGUCCCGAGCUGCACGAGAAGCUCCUAUCCGCCGAGAAAGCCGUGACAGGCUACCGCGACCCGUACUCUGGCCACAGUGUGUCCCUGUUCCAGGCCCUGAAGAAGGGGCUCAUUCCCAGGGAGCAGGGCCUGCGCCUGCUGGAUGCCCAGCUGUCUACCGGUGGCAUCGUGGACCCCAGCAGGAGCCACCGCGUGCCCCUGGAUGUGGCUUACGCACGGGGCUACUUGGACGAGGAGACAAACAGGACCCUGUCGGUGGCCCGGGAUGACGCCAAGACCUUCCUGGACCCUGGCACGCUGGAGCCAGCCACCUACAGCCAGCUGCAGCAGAGGUGCCGGACGGACCAGCUCACUGGGCUCAGCCUGCUGCCGCUCUCAGAACAGGCCGUGCGUGCCCGACAGGAGGAGCUGUACUCCGAUGCUCAGGCCCGUGAAGUCCUGGAGAAGGCCACCGUCGAGGUCCCCGUGGGCGGCUUCAGGGGCCGCCCGGUCAGCGUGUGGGAACUCGUCAGCUCCGAGUACUUCACGGAGGAGCAGCGCACAGAGCUGCUGAGGCAGUACCGUACGGGCAAGGUCACCGUGGAGAAGGUCAUCAAGAUCGUCAUCACCAUUAUCGAGGAGACGGAGACCCGACGGCGGGAGAAGCUGUCCUUCAGUGGCCUGCGGGCCCCUGUCCCGGCCAGCGAGCUCCUGGAUGCCAGGAUCCUCAGCAGGACCCAGUUUGAGCAGCUCCAAGAUGGCAAGACUUCUGUCAAAGACCUCUCCGAGGUGCCUGCCGUGCGCACGCUGCUCCAGGGCAGCGGCUGCGUAGCUGGCGUCUAUCUGGAGGACUCCAAGGAGAAAGUGACUAUCUACGAGGCCAUGCGGCGGGGCCUGCUCAGGGCCAGCACGGCCACGCUGCUGCUUGAGGCACAGGCGGCCACCGGCUUCCUGGUGGACCCUGUGCGCAACCAGCGGCUGUAUGUCCACGAGGCAGUCAAGACAGGCGUGGUGGGGCCCGAGCUCCACGAGAAGCUGCUGUCAGCUGAGAAAGCCGUCACGGGCUACAAAGACCCCUACUCAGGCUCCACCAUCUCCCUGUUCCAGGCCAUGCAGAAAGGCUUGGUCGUCAGGGACCACGGCCUGCGCCUGCUGGAGGCCCAGAUCGCCACGGGCGGCGACGACACCAAGGGCUUCUUCGACCCCAACACGCACGAGAACCUCACCUACCUGCAGCUGCUGGGGCGCUGCGUGGAGGACCCCGAGACGGGGCUCUACCUCCUGCCCCUGAAGGCUGCCGAGGGGCCCGAGGUGGUGGAGACCACACAGGUGUACACAGAGGAGGAGACACGCCGGGCCUUCGAGGAGACGCAGAUCGAGCUUCCAGGUGGCAGCCCAGGCGCUGGCUCCAUGUCCCUGUGGGAGGUGAUGCAGUCGGACCUGAUCCCGGCGGAGCAGCGCACCCGCCUGAUGGAGGACUUCCGGGCUGGCCGCGUGACCAAGGAGCGUAUGAUCAUCAUCGUCAUCGAGAUCAUCGAGAAGACGGAGAUCAUCCGUCAGCAGAACCUGGCCUCCUACGAUUACGUGCGCCGGCGCCUCACGGCGGAGGACCUGUACGAGGCCCGCAUCAUCACCACGGAGACCUACACGCUGCUCCGCGAGGGCACCAAGACCCUGCGUGAGGUGCUGGAGGCCGAGGCCGCCCGGCGCUACCUCUACGGAACGGGCUGCGUGGCCGGCAUCUUCCUCCCGGGCUCCCGGCAGACCCUGACCAUCUACCAGGCCCUCAAGAAGGGGCUGGUGAAUGCCGAGGUGGCCCGGCUGCUGCUGGAGGCUCAGGCAGCCACGGGCUUCAUGCUGGACCCUCUCCAGAGCGAGCGGCUGACGGUGGACGAGGCCGUGCGGAAAGGCCUGGUGGGGCCUGAGCUGCAUGACCGGCUGCUGUCGGCAGAGCGCGCGGUGACCGGCUACCGGGACCCUUACACCGAGCAGACCAUCUCGCUGUUCCAGGCCAUGAAGAAGGAGCUGAUCCCAGCCGAGGAGGCGCUGCGCCUGCUGGAUGCCCAGCUGGCCACGGGGGGCAUCAUUGACCCACGCCUGGGUUUUCACCUGCCAUUGGAGGUGGCCUACCAGCGUGGCUACCUCAAUAAGGACACGCAUGACCAGCUCUCGGAGCCCAGCGAGGUGCGCAGCUACCUGGACCCCUCCACGGACGAGCGGCUCAGCUACACGCAGCUGCUCAAGCGGUGUCGCCGGGACGACAGGACCGGCCAGCUGCUUCUGCCUCUCUCAGACACCCGCAAACUGACCUUCCGUGGGCUGCGCAAGCAGAUCACAGUGGAAGAGCUGGUGCGCUCACAGGUGCUGGACGAGGCCACAGCGCUGCAGCUACAGGAGGGCCUCACGUCCGUUGAGGAGGUCACCAAGAACCUGCAGAAGUUCCUGGAGGGCACCAGCUGCAUCGCCGGUGUCUUUGUGGAUGCCACCAAGGAGAGGCUGUCAGUGUACCAGGCCAUGAAGAAAGGCAUCAUCCGGCCCGGCACGGCCUUUGAGUUGCUGGAGGCCCAGGCAGCCACCGGCUAUGUUAUCGAUCCCAUCAAGGGGCUGAAGCUGACCGUGGAGGAGGCUGUGCGAAUGGGCAUUGUGGGCCCCGAGUUCAAGGACAAGCUGCUGUCUGCUGAGCGCGCCGUCACUGGCUACAGGGACCCGUACUCCGGGAAGCUCAUCUCCCUGUUCCAGGCCAUGAAGAAGGGGCUGAUCCUCAGGGACCACGGCAUCCGCCUGCUGGAGGCCCAGAUCGCCACGGGUGGCAUCAUCGACCCCGAGGAGAGCCACCGACUGCCGGUCCAGAUGGCGUACCAGCGUGGCCUCUUUGACGAGGAGAUGAACGAGAUCCUGACCGACCCCUCGGACGACACCAAGGGCUUCUUUGAUCCCAACACGGAGGAGAACCUCACCUACCUGCAGCUGAUGGAGCGAUGCAUCACGGACCCACAGACCGGGCUGUGCUUGCUGCCACUGAAGGAGAAGAAGCGGGAACGCAAGACGUCCUCCAAGUCGUCGGUGCGCAAGCGCCGUGUGGUGAUCGUGGACCCCGAGACGGGGAAGGAGAUGUCCGUGUACGAGGCCUACCGCAGGGGCCUCAUCGACCACCAGACCUACCUGGAGCUGUCGGAGCAGGAGUGUGAGUGGGAGGAGAUCACCACCUCCUCCUCCGACGGCGUGGUCAAGUCCAUGAUCAUCGACCGGCGCUCCGGCCGCCAGUACGACAUUGACGAGGCCAUCUCCAAGAGCUUCAUCGACCGCUCGGCGCUGGACCAGUACCGUGCGGGCACACUGUCCAUCACUGAGUUUGCCGACAUGCUCUCGGGCAACGCCGGCGGCUUCCGCUCCCGCUCCUCCUCCGUGGGCUCCUCCUCCUCCUUCCCCCUCAGCCCCGCCGUGUCCCGCACCCAGCUGGCCUCCUGGUCCGACCCCGCUGAGGAGACAGGCCCUGUGGCCGGUAUCCUCGACACCGAGACUCUGGAGAAGGUGUCUAUCACCGAGGCCAUGCACCGCAACCUUGUGGACAACAUCACGGGGCAGCGGCUGCUGGAGGCGCAGGCCUGCACGGGCGGCAUCAUUGACCCUGGCACUGGCGAGCGCUUCCCUGUCACGGAGGCCGUCAACAAGGGCCUGGUGGACAAGAUCAUGGUGGAUCGCAUCAGCCUGGCCCACAAGGCCUUCUGCGGCUUCGAGGACCCCCGCACCAAGACCAAGAUGUCUGCUGCCCAGGCGCUUAAGAAGGGCUGGCUCUACUACGAGGCCGGCCAGCGGUUCCUGGAGGUUCAGUACCUGACCGGUGGGCUGAUUGAGCCAGGCGUGCCAGGCCGCGUGCCGCUGGAGGAGGCCCUGCAGAAGGGCACGCUGGACGCCCGCACUGCCCAGAAGCUGCGUGAUGUCAGCGCCUACUCCAAGUACCUCACCUGCCCGAAGACCAAGCUCAAGAUCUCCUACAAGGAUGCAAUGGACCGCAGCAUGGUGGAGGAGGGCACAGGGCUGCGGCUGCUGGAAGCCGCUGCCCAGUCCAGCAAGGGCUACUACAGCCCCUACAGCGUCAGCGGCUCUGGCUCCACUGCCGGCUCCCGCACCGGCUCCCGCACCGGCUCCAGGGCCGGUUCUCGGCGUGGCAGCUUUGAUGCCACUGGCUCCGGUUUCUCCAUGACCUUCUCGUCCUCCUCCUACUCCUCCUCAGGCUACGGCCGCCGCUACGCUUCAGGGCCCUCUGCCUCGCUGGGGGGCCCCGAGCCUGCGGUGGCCUGACCCCCUGCCUGCCCCGCCCCCGCUCUGCAUGUGGCUGCGCCCCCCCACAGGUGUGGCCCCCUCCAUGUCUAAAGGAGUUUUCCUCUUACGCGGUGCCUAAAGUCUAACCAAAAAGACCAGACUAACAUAGUAAUAUAUAUUCCUGCUGUCCAGACGGCCUGUGCUGGGGCGGGUCAGUCGGCCCCUGACCACCGCCCCCUCGGGUCUCCCCACUGCCCCUACCUGCCACUCACCACAGCCAGGUGCCUUGGAGGGCCCAGACCCAGGGCCCCUGCCCCUUCCUUGUCUUAAGGG
Messenger RNA from Elephantulus edwardii (Cape elephant shrew), 14088 nucleotides. RefSeq names its product plectin (gene PLEC). Gene Ontology annotation, biological process: intermediate filament cytoskeleton organization; hemidesmosome assembly; wound healing. The coding region runs from base 1 to 13794 and encodes 4597 amino acids. The record is from RefSeq and is a predicted model, not a curated record. Gene Ontology annotation, cellular component: perinuclear region of cytoplasm; intermediate filament; cytoplasm. Gene Ontology annotation, molecular function: structural constituent of muscle; structural constituent of cytoskeleton; ankyrin binding. NCBI's taxonomy places the organism in Eukaryota, Metazoa, Chordata, Mammalia, Macroscelidea, Macroscelididae. The transcript has 34 exons.